Molecule: messenger RNA, 932 nt
Organism: Tauraco erythrolophus (red-crested turaco)
Lineage: Eukaryota; Metazoa; Chordata; Aves; Musophagiformes; Musophagidae
Source: RefSeq, a predicted model, not a curated record
AUGACCCCGACAUCCCAGAACGAGCCCUGGGCUGUAGCCACGGAGCACGUUCCCCAGAGCAUCCGAGUAAGGUCUCGCUCGGACCUGGAGGCCGGGAGGUUUAUUUACAGCCACAUCGAUUCCGUCAAAGCCAAUGAGGGGUUUGCCCGAGUGGGAACCUUCCGAGGAGUGUGCAAGAAAAUCGACCACUUCCCCGAGGACGCGGAUUACGAGCAAGACACGGCCGAGUAUCUCCUCCGUGCGGUGAGAGCGUCCAGCAUCUUCCCCAUCCUCAGCGUGGGUCUGCUGUUCUUCGGGGGCCUCUGCGUGGCCGCCAGCGAGUUCUACAAGAGCAAACACAACGUCAUCCUCAGCGCCGGCAUCUUCUUCGUCUCCGCAGGUCUCAGCAACAUAAUCGGGAUCAUAGUCUACAUCUCGGCCAACGCGGGAGACCCGGGGCAGAGCGACUCCAAGAAGAGCUACUCCUAUGGCUGGUCCUUCUACUUCGGAGCCCUGUCCUUCAUCAUCGCUGAGAUGGUGGGGGUGAUCGCCGUGCACAUGUACAUCGAGAAGCACCGCCAGAUCCGCGCCAAGUCACACUCGGAGCUGCUGGAGAAGACGUCCACCGAGCCCCGGUCCCGGGACAUGUCGCCCGUCAGCAAGGGGUUCAGCACCAUCCCCUCCACCGACAUCUCCAUGUUCACCCUCUCCAGGGAUCCCUCCAAGGUCACCAUGGGGACGCUGCUCAACUCGGAGCGGGACCACGGUUUUUUACAGGUCCAUAACUCCAUCCCCAAAGAGUUCAAGGAGUCUUUGCACAACAACCCGGCCAACAGACGAACCACGCCGGUCUGAGGCGGGCAGGGCGUUGGGGCAGGCUGCAUGGCGUCAUCCUCGUGACGGUGUAACCCGUGGAAUCCCGUUUUUAAGGACAAGCCCAGACAGCUCCCCGU